Molecule: messenger RNA, 393 nt
Organism: Coccidioides immitis RS
Lineage: Eukaryota; Fungi; Ascomycota; Eurotiomycetes; Onygenales; Onygenaceae
Exons: 3
Coding region: 1-393 (130 amino acids)
Source: RefSeq, a predicted model, not a curated record
AUGAGCGUCGCGAGGUUAGCAGACAUUGAAGUGGAGCAAAAGCCGGAAAGCAAGAAAAUCUCCGAGGAGGGGACGGAGGUUCUAAAUCCCAGGCAUGUUAAUGCAAUUAAGAGGCCAUCGUUCCAAGGUUGCUGUGCCUUGCCCUCCCCCGAUAAUGGUAUUUUGUCUGAUGUACACAAAGUAUUUAAUGAUCUGACUCGUCAUGCUCCCACAAGAUAUGGCCGGAGGUUGGGUGGGCACCGGCCAACAAUAGCAAAACCAAUCUACGGGAGUGAUAUAGUAGGAAAACAAGUGAAGAGAAAAGCCGCGUAUAAGAAAGAUAACCCAAUGAAGAAAAACAUACUCUCCCUCAUGACAAAUUUGCACCCUUCUCGUAGACAGAUUACCUCCUGA